Ectocarpus siliculosus is the source of this 3131-nucleotide messenger RNA. NCBI's taxonomy places the organism in Eukaryota, Phaeophyceae, Ectocarpales, Ectocarpaceae. The record is from the annotation of a GenBank genome assembly.
AUGGACCUGCAGGCCUUGAUGAUGGGCAGCGAGAGCCUCCUCACGCACAUCGCACGACCGGAUGGCAUCCCCCGCCUCGACAAGAGCUUGGCUGAGAUCGAACGAGGAUCACUGCGGAUGGGAGCCGAGGCAGCCGCUAGGAGCCGGAGAGAGGCGGUGUCGCUUGGGGUAACCGCUGAAGUGGCCGAACAGAAACAGGAGCUCAAAGGCGGGAGCAUGCUGGCACGCAACAGGUUCGACCCCGAAUCUUUGACCCGUGCGGUGAACGCGGUGCACCUAAGGGGAGGCUACCAACCCCUGCAGCCUCUCGGCGAGACCGAUAUCGAGGGAUACCUGGCGCACCACCACGACAUGAUCGUGCUCACGGCUGUUCACGGGACCAGGGCCGCAGCCGAGGAGUGCUCUCUCGUCAGGCAGAGGGAAUGGGAGGUGGACUCCUGGAGGGAAACCAAGAAGGCUUUGAUGGGGGAGGCCAUGAAUGGCGGAGUUUCCUCUUGCGGAGGCGUUGGUCCGUCCUCUUUUUCUGGGGUUUCGAUGCUCAGAGGACCCUCCGGCGUCGGUGGUGCGGGAGAGCAAGGCAGGGUUCACCCAGAGACUCCCAGGCCGGAAGGGUCGCUGGCUGUGGUGGCCGUACCCCCUGCGGGCGGCGUGAUUCCUCCCGUUUCGGCCGUCCCUCCCACGACGACGGAUACCGCGAGCAGGCUGUCGGCCUUGGAGGUGGGGCACCUGGCUGUCAUCCGCGCUCUCAACGACACGGACGGCAAGUUCCCGUUGGCGACACGUCUGGCAGCCUCUGCGAGCACUGUGGUUACACCGGGGGUCAAGAACGGUCCCGAACACGCCUACUUCAACGCGCUGAAGAUGCUUGAGACUAUGCUCGAGGGAGAAGGGUGGGAGGGUGCCGGAGCGAGCACGUCCCGCUCUCGCCUAGACGGCACGUUGGACUUCCUGCAGAAGCAGUUCAAGCAGGUCAUCGACGAUCAGGUGAAGAGGGCGAGGGAGGCUGGUACGGUGGACGCGUCAACCGUUCGAGACACCGAUACCGGGCUGCCGUUCAAGGUUCGAGCCUUCAUGCGCCUCGACAGGAAGAGCAAGUUCGUGGUCGGAGGCGGGGCCAUGUUGUCGCAGCUGCCGGUGUGGCCGCAGAUUUUUCUCUGCCUCCGCUGCGGGGGGAGAGCCGACGCCAGCGCCAUCGCUCGUGCCGCUGCAGAAUCUCCGGAGAACUCACGAUGCACCCCGCAAGAGCUUGAGUUGUUGACCAAGGUGAGCGAGCUGCUUGCCCAGGGGAAGACGGAGAAUGCCUUCGGCGGCGCCAUUCAGCAAGCUUUCCACAGCAUGAGGGACGGAGAGGACAGCUUCAAGCAGUCCGUGCUCAACAUCCUCUCCGCCUCUGACGACAAGAAGGUCACCAGAAUCAACAAGGAGACGAUCGAGGACUACAUGUGGUUCAAGCUAUCCUUCGUGGGCUCCGAUGUGGAGAGCUCGGAGAUUCUUGAAUCAGCCAAGGCGCGUGUGAGCGGCAGGGACGCUAGGAGGCGUUUCGAUCCCGACGGCACCAACACCUACGCCUACGUGAACGUGCUGCUCUACACGCAGCAGCUCGAGGCCGCGGUUGCCUUCUUGCACUGGAAGGGGCAGCACUUGGCGGCUUUGCACAUGGCCCUGGCCAUGAGCCACCACAACGCCUACACGGCCGGGGAACGGACCUCUGGCACGCCACACGACCACAACCACUACCCCGGUGAUGGGGGCGAGCCAGGCCCCGCCCCCACGCUGGUCGAUCUGAUGGCAAGGGUUGUUGAGGGACGCAUCGACAGUGACCCACAGAUGUGUGUGGAGUACAUGCUCCGCUUGCCGGUUCCUGUCGCUGUGGAAUGCAUCGGAGCGUUGUGCGUUGAGAUGGGGGCCGAGAAGGCGGCGAGGUUCUUGGGGUACAUCCAGACCGACGGCAACCGAAAGAGGGGCGAUCUGGACCGUUUCCUGACGGAGGACACGGUCGAAGACGUUGCCUUCAACGCUGCACAAAAGGCCGAGGAUGCCGGGCGGAAAGAAGACGCCAUGACGUUCUUCGGCCUCUCUUGCGACUGGGAGAAGAUGGCCGGACUGCUCCAAGAGAAACUGGCCGAGAACCUUGAUCCUCAGGCGGAAAAACGCGCUUUCUGGAAGGAGCUGGGUACGACGAUCUACACUCUGUUGAACACCCUGUCGCAAGGCCCGGAUUCCAGUGAGUCUCGCGCGCUGGCCACCAAGGGCGUCGGGCAGAUGCUCCGGCUGAUGGACUUCUAUGUCUUCCUCAGCAACCGAGAGCUGUUCAAGGCGCUAAUCGAGCUGGAGGGUGCCGGAAUGCUGCCUUCAUCUCAAGAAGAGGCUGCCGGGCUGGCCGAUACGAUAAGACGCAGGGGUCCCCAGGAUACGGUCACCGCGGUGCUGCCCCACGCCCUGGAGAACGGCAUGCAGUGCGUCAGGCACCAUCACUUGGAGGUUAAGCGCGAGUUGCACGGAGGGGGUACCGGCGGUAGGAUCGACGGUCAACAGUGGAUAGCAUCCAGAGAGAAGAGAUUGGCGGAGCUAGAGGCGAAGGGUCGCGCGAUGGUAGGGUUUGCGGGAAGAUUGUCCGACAUGCUACCGGCGAGUUUCGUGGCUGAUCUCAGCAGAGUCGAGGCGAACAUCAUCAACUGAGGACAAGGAAGGAUAAGGAUGAAUGUAUUUCGGAUGUCAUCGAGGAGGGCGACAUUACAAGUAAACGUCACCCUCUCCACCUCCCCUGCACUGACUGUAUCAUAGAGUAGUCCACGUGGGAUUAAACAGGAGCGGUGUUUAGGUGCCGGUGUGCUAGAUUGGAUGUGGCUGGGCCCCCUCUACAGUUUGUGGUGAAACUUCCUCUUGUCGGCGGCGAGCUUGGCUACCCUCGGAAUUCAUUCCCUACAGGAUAUGGAAAGGGGGUUAGGGGUUUUGAUUGGCGCCUUUUCGGGCCUCCGAGAUCGAUUCGGGAAAUGUGCUCGACCCGCAAUUUUCAUGGCUCCAAAGACGAUUUACGUUACUGAAGAGUUCCACCGCGAACAAUUUGCAGCUGUACAAGCAUAGUAGUAGCACGUGUUUGAGAUCGAUUGGGGCGGAUGGCGAUCGCGUAU